AGAAAUUAGCUAAUUUUCAAAAAAUCUCCCUGUACUAUAGCCCAUGCUUUUUUCCAAAAAUGGCCCCAAAAUCACCUCAAAUUUUUAUUAAAUUUUCUGAUACAUAUUGAUGUUCUUAUGCUGUGUAGAAAGUUUGAGCUAAUUCUGACUUCAAUACUUUUCAAGUUAUGACCAUUUUAAAACUGAAUAAUGAUAAUUAUUAAUAAUCAUUGCUAGGUUGAUUUCAUUUGGAUCAAUCGUGACCAGAGACACUUUGAGUGGUUCAUGGAGCUACUGAAUGAACUGGAAAUGGAACAGAAUGAAUAUGGAACACUAAUGGAUCGGUUCCUUGAUAUGCACAUGUACAUCACAUCAGCUUUACAAAGGACUGAUGUUAAAGCAUUAGGACUACAAAUGGCUCUUGAUCUGAUACACAAAGAAAAGAACAUUGAUCUUAUAACUGGACUGAAGACCAGGACACAGACUGGUAGACCUAACUGGGAUAAGAUAUUUAAAGAGCUAAAGGAGAGUGGAUAUGGACCAGUGACAGUAUUCUAUUGUGGGUCACCAGUACUGGCUAGAGUAUUAUCAGUGAAGUCUCAAUAUUAUGGAUUUAAAUUUAGAAAAGAAAACUUUUAGACAUUAACAAUAAUAAUGUACUAUAUACACCAAUUUAUUGAUAAUGUAU
This is a messenger RNA of Amphimedon queenslandica, 667 nucleotides long. RefSeq names its product NADPH oxidase 5-like. Gene Ontology annotation, molecular function: superoxide-generating NAD(P)H oxidase activity. Gene Ontology annotation, cellular component: plasma membrane; NADPH oxidase complex. Gene Ontology annotation, biological process: superoxide anion generation; defense response. The record is from RefSeq and is a predicted model, not a curated record. Lineage: Eukaryota; Metazoa; Porifera; Demospongiae; Haplosclerida; Niphatidae. Bases 265 to 618 code for a protein of 117 amino acids. The transcript is spliced from 2 exons.